This is a messenger RNA of Synchiropus splendidus (mandarinfish), 3677 nucleotides long. RefSeq lists its product as uncharacterized. The record is from RefSeq and is a predicted model, not a curated record. Bases 81 to 1352 code for a protein of 423 amino acids. NCBI's taxonomy places the organism in Eukaryota, Metazoa, Chordata, Actinopteri, Syngnathiformes, Callionymidae. Gene Ontology annotation, cellular component: nucleus. The transcript is spliced from 7 exons.
GUCUGCGCAGUCGCGUCUUUCUCGUCACUCCGAACUUUCGGGACGCAGGAAGGAGGGAGACGCCACCGCCAUCUUAUCUGAUGAGCAGCAGCAGUGGACAGGACCCGGGGGGAGCCAUGUCAGCUCCGUGGCAGGACGAGGAGGAGGAGUUCAAGCUGGAGAACCUGAAAGGACCGUGGCGGCCCAAAUCCCGCUUCUCCUUCACCGAGGUCAAAGCUCUGUUGCGGGCCGUGACGAAGAACCGCUUCAUCGUCCUCAGAAAGUUCAAUCACGGUGUGACGGCUGAAUCCAAGAAACAGACGUGGAUGGAGAUCACAGAGGAGAUCAACGCUCUGGGAGAGAAUCACAGAGAGGUCCGACAGAUCAUGAAGAAAUGGGCCGACUUGAAGUGUGACGGGAAGCGGCGCAUGAUCGCCAUGAGAAGUUCCAACAGCACCCACCUGAGGAAGAGGAACCUGGGACCUAUAGAGAAGAUGGUCCACAAGAUCCUGAUGAUGAGUCCUGAAGAUGGUGACAGCGAUCUGGACUUCGGAGAAGAACAGAAGCCCAAGACCCCACGGAAACGCAGGAACUCCAAGCCGCCGUCGUACCUGAGUGACUCUACACCUGUCGUGGACUCUCCUCUGUCCUCACCUGAGAAGGACUUCGCCGGUGAAACGCUCCACUCGUCCUCUGACAUUGAUGUUCCUGAGGAUGGAGAUGUUUCCAUGGACUUCGACGAGAUGGAGCCGUACUCAGAACCGGAGCCGGAUGAUGACCCGUCUUUGAGGGUCAAGCCGGUCCACACCUACACACGGAACGGGGGCCCGUCCACUCCGCCCGGACCCUCCACCUCUUCUGGGUUCCUCUCAGAACUGGACGCUGCCUCGUCCUCCACCUCGGCGCCUCCGUCUCAGUCCCCUGCCAGCUCCAUCCUGGCAGCUCCUUCUGCGCUCAACUCCACCCAGAAACCAGCCCUUUCCUCCAUCGCUCCCAUCAGGCCCGGCGCCGGGUCGGAACAAGCCUCUUCCUCCAGACAGCCCUGCACCUCCAGGUCCGUUAAAGCGGACCCCCUUCCCUCCGGGGGGCACAGUGUUCGGCCCAACCAGCAGGUGGCGCAGCUGGCAGCACAGAGUCUGCAGCAGCAACAGGCCAGCCGGGCGCUGCUCAGCUCCGUGUCCCAGUCCCUGGAGAUUCUGGCCCAGUCAGUGCAGCUGCUGGUGGAGACCCAGCAGGAGUUCGUGCAGGAGUCGCUGCUGCUGCAGCGGGAGACAGUGGACGUGCUGAGGGACUUCUCCAACACAGCACUGACCAUGCUACGGGAGAAGGCCAACAGCGCACCGGUGGUGAUCCGCCAGCGCCCGGCCUUCUGAGGAGUCCCAAGCCAACCACAAGCUCAGAGACACGUGCUCUUCUAAAACCUCCUGGUGCUUCUGUACAUACCAGUCCAGCAAGUUGAUGCCUAGUGUCGUGGACCGGACCGACCCAAACACAUUUUUAACCUCAAAUAAAGCUACAGACUAGAAGAGUUCUGCUGUGGAGUCUAACUUUAACUUGGAGCUCCUGAGGUCCUCCACUGGAGGUCUGGAGACCUCAGCGGACCAGUACCAUUGGUAUGUGUGACGUGUUAGCAACGAGCGUCCACAACUCUUUCCACUACCUCCCUUCGUCCGUCCUCUUCCUCCCAUCUGAGCUCUGGAUGCUUCACAGGGGUCCGGACCUGCCUCUGUCCAGGACUGGGGAAGGACUUGUGUGUGUGUGUGUGUGUGUGUGUGUGUGUGUGUGUGUGUGUGUGGGUCCACCCCGGGCCUCCUCCUGACGAAUAACUGGUUUUCUAAAAGUCAAUAAAAACACUAACACAUUGAACUGUGACUUGAGAUGAAAUAGGAGAGUGAAUAUGAAGGAGAGAAGUGAGGGAUCAAAGAGGAGUGAAGUGAGGGAACAUGGAGAAAUGUAAGGGAUCAAAGAGGAGUGAAGUGAGGGAACAUGGAGGAGGGAAGUGAGGGAUCACGGAGGAGAGAAAUAAGGGGUCACAGAGGAAAACGUGAGGGAACAUGAAGGAGAGAAGUGAGGGAACACAGAGCAGGGAAAUGAGGAAUCAUGGAGGAUAGAAGAAUGAGCAUGUUCUUCCAGUACUUUUUUGCAAAAAUGGUGAGAAUGGUGUGAAAAGUGGACACGUGAACAUGGAUCAGUACAGUCAGUUGUCAGUUUUUAUUCCACAAAAUGACACUUUCGCCAGUCAAUCUGAGGAAAAGGUGGCAAGUCAGACGAGACAGUAACGGGUCCCAGGCAAAAAUUGAUUCAUGGUCAAACAACUUGUUCCACUUGCAGCAACGAAAAGAGAGGAAAAUUGUCAAAUAUGAAAAAAGAUAUACACACAAACAAAUGUGAGUCUAUACUCACAGUCCUGAGCAGGAAAAUCAAAAACAACAUAGUCAUCUGGGACGUCACAGUUAAGAGAAGAAACCGUCAUGGCUGGAGGAAGAGGCAGUGAGGAGAGGUGAAGUUGGAAGCAGGACACAGUGGUGGAGUAAGGAGGAGCAGGAACUAGCAGGCGGCUCUAUAACAGGCCAGGGAACACAUUGGAAAAAAGGAGAGUGAAAAUGGGAGCCAGCAGGAGAGAAGUCGGGCAGUCAUGUGCAGAAGAGAGUGGGCUCCGUGAGAAAUGAUCCAGUCAUCUGUGGGGGUGGAGUGAGAGGUCAGGGGAAGUCGAACUGGACUGGAGGAGCUCGGGUCUUCUGGCGGUCCAGCCUCCACGUCCAGACGCAGACAGCGAGCACCAUGGCGGGCAGCAGGGCACACAGCAGGAUGCGGCUGAUGGGCAGCGGGACGGCGCAGUCGGGCUGGCUGAAGGUGGUCCGGUUAUGGAAGACGAAACUGGGGUAGAAAUCCAGUGACAGGGAGGUGGCCCGGCGGGCGAAGGUCACCUGACAUCUCCACCUGCGGUCGAAGUCGUCGCUCUGGAGCUGCUUGACCAGCGUGAUGUUGCAGCGAGAGGUGACCUUCACCUCAAACCUGCAUGUUCAAACAAGGUUAGAUCCCAGAGGGUUCAGAAACAUGAGCAACCCCCCCGAGAGUCCAAACCUUCGGUCCUGAAGCAGGUUGGUUCCGUCCUCAGAGGUCCAGCUGACGUUGAAGUCCUUGGAAUGUGGACUGCAGCUGACGCCGUCGUAGUAGGUGAAGAGCGUGCAGCUGAGGCUGAGGGGGCGCCCGGGCCGGAGGUCAGUGGCAGGGGUCGGCGAAGAGACCACCAGGACGGACAGGAAGACCUCGGCGAAAGUCUCGUGCAGAAGCAUGCACUUGUAGGUGCCGAUGUCUUCGGGCCCCAAGCUGCGGAUGACGAGGCUGCAGUUCCACGUGAUGAAGCGACGCUCAUAUCCGUCGCCUUGGCGGCUGCUGUCGAUCUCCAGCGUGGGGAAGGACAUGCUGCCGUGGUAGAAGGUCCAGGUCACUACGGGGUUGCCGCUGGACGAAGCCCAGUUCCCGCACUGCAGCGCCACGUCGUCGCCCAUCUUGCUGUAGGCAAACACCGGGGCAUCACCUCCUCCCACUCCUGCCGAUGUGAGUGACAGGUGUGUUGAGCUUUAGCGGUGAACACACUAAUGCGUCACUGCUGUUCUCUGAGAGUCCAUCCGAGCGAGCUUCAAGGAAAUGAUUGUACAGCUUUUACUUUUAUUCAACUUACUGCUAUCUAUUUA